UGCCUGUUCCUGGAGGAGCACAUCCGGGAGGCGGGCGAGCAGGGGGAGGCGGCGCUCCGGGACGCCAAGGCCAAGCUGGCGGGGCUGGAGGAGGCCCUGCAGAGGAACAAGGAGCGCGUGGCCCAGCUGGUCAAGGAGCACCAGGAGCUCAUGAACAUCAAACUGGCCCUGGACGUGGAGAUCCUCACCUACAGGAAGCUCAUGGAAGGAGAGGAGAGCAGCCUGGAGCAGCCCAUCCCCGCCGUCAUCAGCGCCGUCCGCUCCCGGCCCAGGCCCCUCUCCGCCACCGCCCGGUGCCAUUCCCGGCUUUUUGCCGGAGCGGGGCAGGGAAUUCCCGGCUCUUCACCCAAUGGAGGCGGCACAAAGACCCUCCGGGGGGCCCAGUGA
Corapipo altera (White-ruffed manakin) is the source of this 387-nucleotide messenger RNA. Its product is annotated as keratin, type II cytoskeletal 80-like. Gene Ontology annotation, molecular function: structural constituent of skin epidermis. NCBI's taxonomy places the organism in Eukaryota, Metazoa, Chordata, Aves, Passeriformes, Pipridae. The transcript is spliced from 3 exons. The record is from RefSeq and is a predicted model, not a curated record. The annotation marks the transcript as partial. Gene Ontology annotation, biological process: keratinization; intermediate filament organization. Gene Ontology annotation, cellular component: keratin filament.